Messenger RNA from Prunus armeniaca (apricot), 1008 nucleotides. The record is from the annotation of a GenBank genome assembly. NCBI's taxonomy places the organism in Eukaryota, Viridiplantae, Streptophyta, Magnoliopsida, Rosales, Rosaceae.
AUGAGAACCGCAGCCAAAGGCAAUCAGGAGGAGGAUGACUACGACGACGAGGAAUUUGGCUCCAGAAAAGAGGGCCCUUCUUCCAAUUCCAACAGCAAAGAUGCCAAGAACAACGAUAAGGCUAGUGCUAUACGAUCGAAACAUUCAGUCACGGAGCAGCGAAGGAGGAGCAAGAUCAACGAGAGAUUCCAGAUAUUGAGAGAUUUAAUACCCCAUAGUGAUCAAAAAAGAGAUACGGCAUCAUUCCUGCUCGAGGUGAUUGAGUAUGUCCAAUAUUUACAAGAAAAAGUCCACAAAUAUGAAGGUUCAUACCAGGGGUGGAGUCCUGAGCCCACAAAGUUAAUGCCGUGGAGAAAUAGUCACUGGCGUGUGCAGAGUUUUGUGGGUCAUCCUCAGGCCGGAAAGAAUGAUACUGGUGCAGUGUCACCUUUCCCUGGAAAAUUUGAUGAAAAUAGCAUUUCCAUCACCCCGAACAUGCUUGCAAAUAGCACACAGAAUCCAGUAGAAUCUGAUCCUAGCAGGGAUGUUGCUUCCAAAAUUAUGGAUCGGCAACCUGAGAUAGUGAACAAGGCAAUUCCUCUGCCUAUGCCUCUGCCGGUUAACAUGACUGGCCCUGUCAGAAGUGAUGGUAUACUUGCCCAUCCUCUUCAGGGACCAGUUUCUGAUGCCCAAUCAACUCAGUGCCCUCCCACUAGUGCUAUUGAUGCACUGAAUCAACAGGAGGAGCUGACAAUUGAAGGUGGCACAAUAAGCAUCUCAAGUGUUUACUCACAAGGGUUAUUAAACUCUCUGAAUGAAGCACUGCAGAGUGCUGGUGUUGAUCUGUCACGGGCUAGUGUCUCAGUGCAGAUUGAUCUUGGAAAUCGUGCGAACCGAGGGCUAUCCUCUGGAACACCUGCUUCUAAGGAUCAUGAGAUUCCCCAUUCAAGCAAUCAAACAGUGGCACAUUUUAGGGAUGCUGGCAGUGGAGAGGACUCAGAUCAAGCUCAUAAGUGCAUGAAGACAUAA